This is a messenger RNA of Sphaerulina musiva SO2202, 7430 nucleotides long. RefSeq lists its product as uncharacterized. Bases 998 to 7000 code for a protein of 2000 amino acids. The record is from RefSeq and is a predicted model, not a curated record. The transcript has 2 exons. NCBI's taxonomy places the organism in Eukaryota, Fungi, Ascomycota, Dothideomycetes, Mycosphaerellales, Mycosphaerellaceae. Gene Ontology annotation, cellular component: cytoskeleton.
CUUUUCUCCUGCCUGCAUACAUACAUACCUACAUACCAUGCUCAGUCUACUACUAAUUUUUACUUGCUUGUAUACUCGCUCUUGAUCCUCUCUUGUCACUCCUUUGCAUCUCGUUUGUGUUAGCCGGCCGAUGAACGAACGUCCCCUAGCUCACCAUUCUGGCCCACGGAGCGCGUCAGGAUCUCUCAUCGUGUGUGUCCUGGACGCGUCAGUCGAGGCAGAAGUAGUGUGGAAGGCAUCACCAUAAUCAUCGGAGCGAUUGGGACGAGACGUCUAUCGCUCACCUGUUGACGACAACGUGGAAGGCACCACAGCCACAGCCACCACGUCGAACAUUGCGUCCGUACCAACGUCGCCGCCUGUCGUUGGUAACAAUGCUCCCCUAGCUCGCCAGCCCGCCGUACGAGAAGGACGAGAGCGAGAGAACACGCUGCUGUCUCCGCCCACCAAGCAUUCAUUCAGUCCCGACGUAUCCCGUCUACCUCCGCCGCGAACACCAGCGAGUCUACGGAGCAGAGAUAAUCAGUCCGACUACCACACCGCUCCCUGGGGCUCUCCGUUGGUAUACAACUUCUCAUCCUCUCCCGGAUCGAGAUCCGCACAUACCGCCUUCUCGCAGCUGGAGUCUGUUGACGACACCAGCGAGCUGCGCUCGUCUCCCACCAGCUUUGGAUUAGAGCAUUUGAUUCCCUCUCGUUUGGAAGAUUUUGGUCUGCCCGCUGGCCCAACUACCUCCCCACUGGGAAUAUCCUUCCCUACCUCCUACCAAGACCAGACUCCUCGAUCGAGGACGCAGCGGUGGGUGGACUUGCCACAGCGCAUCGAAAAGUCUGAGCGUGCACAUUGGUGGAGUGACGCGUCUGACGCCGAAGGUUCGCGACGAGCGUCUGCAGGCGGCAACGUGAAACGACCUGGCCACAAACCUCGUGAGGAGAACCGCACGUUGGACCAGCAGAGCUUCUGGGACACCAUCCGAGGCCACCGCGCCGACGACAGCAUGUCGAGCUUGUUCGCAUCGAGAUGGGCGGCGACGCCCGAGCCGAGCGCGGAGAACCGGCGGGAUAAGGGCGGCGAGGAAGAGCGAGACGAGGAGCAGACGGAGCAGCAGUUGCCCAACGAAUUGCUCACGUCGCGGUGGGCGGCGACGCCAGAGGAGGAAGAGAAGCUGAAGCUGAAAGAGCUAGCGGAGGUGGAGCGGGCGCCGCAGGACAGCGCCACGAAGGACGAAGUCGAUGCUGACUUUGUGCCCAAGAGCAUGGCGUCGUCGCGCUGGGCAGACGCUCUACCGCCGGAAGAGGAGCAAGCUGUCGUGAAGGAGACGGCGGAGCAGGAGGCGCGAGAGCUGGCAGCGAGGGCAGAGGCGCUGGCCAAACAAGAAGCGAUCCUCGCCAAGAUCAAUGGCGACAACGACGACAGCGCGGCGGUGCCCACGAUCAGAGCGGCGGAGUUGGCUGGAGUUCCCGCCUCGCUGCUACCCGGUCCUCCGCCGCCGCCGCCAACAUCAUCUGCUCCGAAGCUGGCACCACCGCCACUGAAGAAGCGCGUGAGCUGGCGCGGCCGGAAUAUUGUCAUUGCUAUUCCACGCCUCAACUAUCAGGCGGCCGGCCUCGCGGAGCCGAUGCGCAACGAGGACAUUGCUUGGCGCCUGCAGAAGUUCGAGGACGAGGGCUACGACAUCACGGGCUACGACCUCGCGGAGGAGCAGUCCAGCCAUCACGGACCGGCGCAGGUCAAGGACAUCUAUCCCGACGAGCGAGAAGCGCGCACUCCGCGCUCCAAGGACGAUAUCAAGGUCAUGUUGCCCGAUCUCGCCAAGUGGAAAGCAUACAUGGACUAUCUCACGGAGCAGAAACUUGCAGCACUCGGCGUCUCGCUCGGCUUCGAUGAGCCUGCGCCUCUGCCACCGGCCCCGGGACCUGCACAGGCGCAGGACCUCUCCCGCCAGUCUUCUGCUGGACAGCAGUACCCGCCACUGCCAUUCUCUCCGCCCAUACCAACCGGUUCUGCUGGCAGCCUCGGCCGGCCUCCGAUGAUGCGUGGCCAUACCCACACCAUGUCCGUCGCUUCACCCAUCUCUCCCAUGAACGGGCCGUUCGGGCACAUGCACCGGCAUUCGACGUUUACGGGAUCGUCAAUGGGCUUCCCUGGGAUGCAGCAGCCGCAAUCGCAGUUUCCUCGGACGCUGUCGCCUGGAAUACCAGGUCUGCAAGCUCAGUCUCCCGGCAUACCAGGGUUCCAGGGCUUUACGCCGCAACAGCAGCAGCAAUUUGCCUUGCAACAGGCCGGUAUCCCUCGUGGCGGAUCGCCAGCUCAGAUCGCCGCAUUACGACAGGACCUUGGCGGCCUUCGUGGACCAGGUUCUCCCUUGAGCCAGCAGAUCCUCCCGCAAUUCCCACAAUCUCCGCAAGAUUACAGCAGAGGAUUGGUCGAAGAUCAGAGACGCAGACAACACGCGUAUUCGCAGUCCAUGGCCGCAUCAUCGGCGCCCAAUCCGUUUGUGGCGUACACUUCACAUGGAUCUAGUCUGCGGCCCACUCCGGCCCUCCCAGAACUUGCUGAAGACGAGGAAGAAGACGACGAUGAUGCUGUUGAGCCCCCACCACAUGCCUAUGUCCCCCCACAAAAAAGGGUUCAAGCUGAGACGGAAAUAGUGGUGCCUACACCUAAGGGUCAUCGUCACAACAUUAGCGAAGGACUGGAGCGUGAGCUUCUCGAGGCGGAGCAACGACAGAAGAAAGCAAGUCGUGACUUUGUCGAGGUCAUUGAGGAAUCAGAAAACUCACAUUCCGAGUCCCAAUUUCCUCUUGUGGCUGCACGAAUUGGCAAAGAGAACGAGCCACCUGUGUCCAAGGCAGAGGAGAAGGACCCACUCGUCAGUCAGCCUGGGAAAAGCGCGCCCACGCGCUUUAAUGUUGCUGCUCCAGCCUUCACAUUCAAUCCGGGCGCGGAGUUCAAGCCAUCGCAACCAUUUUCAUUCAACGCGCAGCCAAUGCCCGCCUUCGGCGCACCAUCCGUUGCGCCACCAGUGCAACCACUGCCUGCGGCACAGAUGUUCGGACACAACAGACAGCAAUCAUCAGGCUCCUUCAACGCUACUGCACCAACAUUCAAGCCCACCACCUCUGACUUCAGCUUCUCCGCUGCGGGCCCAGCCUUCACAGCGGACGCGUCGAAAGCACCGGCCGCGACGAGCUCCACGAUCAUUGAUGAGCUUCCCAAAAUCUUCGGAAAGGUCAACAUCCCAGACAUUGUGAAGCCCGCACGCAGGUCCAAAGCGAUCGCAAUCGUGCGACCUCCCACGCCGAGAACGUCCUCGGAAGAAGAAGAGCUGAUGGAUGAUGAAGGUCGAGUGCAGCAAGGAAACGCGAAAAGAGGUCGCAAGAUGCGUGGUGACGGUGACGAUGUGCCCCAAUUUGCUUUACCAGCAGACUUGCACAGCUUGCCUGUUCCGGUCGAGCGAGUGCUGAGGUCCAAUGCACCAGAGAGACCCUUGUCUACACUGGAAGAAGCUCAAGCCGAAGCAGAUGCAGAGGACGCCGUCACUGAACGAUCUGAACUCACGGCAGAGUCUGUCAAGGCAGAUACCGAGAACAUUCUUGAGGAUCCCACCGCAGCGGAUGCAGUGGCGGAGUAUAAGCAUGGACAUAAACUAUCAGCAUCCCUGUCAGCACUGGCCGAGCCGUUUGAGCCCCCGACGUUUGCGGCUCCUACAGCUGUCACAGAAUCCAAUGGCUCGAAACACGAGCCAUAUGAGUCAAUCAGUGAGCUCGAGGAGGGGGAAAUCCGCGAAGAUGAUUCAGCAUCAGUGUCACCAAUCGCACCAGCCGAUCUAUCAAUAGAUAUGAACGCACGGGCAUCGAAGGCACCAGGCGGAGAAACUCGCAUCUCGCCAGAGGGCAUGGAAAUUGCAGGUCCCUCAUUUGAUGAAAUCGAUGCUGUCAUGCGCCAUCUGAACGCAACGGAAUCAGAGAGGGACCCAACGCCUGUCCGACUACCGAGUCCUGGAUCCCACCCCAUGAAGGGUGUCACAUACCUGGCAAACUGGGGUCACACAGAUGCGCUGGGCCUUGAUCCGCGUCCGCGAGAUACAAGUGCGACGCCGACGCUGGAUCACAUCGUAGAUCUCAGCGACCACAGCCAGAACGGCUAUCCACGUGUGCGACAGCUGAACAAGGCAGAAGAGGUUCCUACAAGCGACUGGUCGGAUAUGCUGUCUCCUCCGGAUGCGGAGAAGUUCGACCAGCGUUCCACUUUCUUCGAUGGUCAUAUCGACAAGCUCAUAGGUCGUGCCAUCGAGAGCCGCCUACAACCGUUGGAGGACAGCCUCCGCAGCAUACAGAGCACAGUUGUAAGGAGGCACAAGUCAUCCGAUUUGCAGUUGAAGCGCACGGCUUCGAAUGUGGACAGCGACGCGGACGACGAAGAUGACCUGUCCGAUGCGCUCAAGAACCGACCCAUCUCGCGUGGCCGCGACAAGCGUGUUGAUCAAAUCAAGCUCGCCGUGCUUGAAGCCCUUCGUGAACAAAGUCCGAGACGUGCUCAACAGCAAUCUAUGGAUAUUGAUGAUCUUCAUACGGUUCUUGCUGACAUGAAAGUGUCAUUAGCACGGGCCGCGUCUUCCAAUCUGGAGCUGGACGACAUCCGCGCGGUCGUCGAGGACACGUUGGUCCGGCAAAGCCCAGCCGUUGUGCCGGUGGAUCAGGAUGUCCACAAGCGAGAGUUAUCCGAACUCGAGGGUCGAUUGAACGAGACGUUAGCAAAGGCACUUGAAGAAGCCAACCAAAGGCGCCAAGUGGAAGAGCGCGAAGUGGAAGCACGGCGGCAACUACGACUUGUGGAGGAGGAAUUGCAAUUGCUGCGCAACACGGCCAGAGACGACGAACAGAAGAUUCAUGCAAUGGAGAAAGAGCGUGAGUCAUGGAUAGAGCGUCUCGAAGUUGCCGAAGAAGGCCGUCGUAAAGCGGAAGAGAGUUGUGCGGACUCAGAGGCCGAGAAAGAGGCGCUUCAAGCAACGCUUGAGGAGUACCGCAUCUCCAGUCAUAAGUGGCGACAUGACGCUGAGGAGGGCAAACGCGCCCGCGAGGAACUGCAGACGACAGUGAACAUGCUCAGUCGACAAGCCGAAGAAUAUGAAGCAUCGACUGGAAGUAUGAGGCAGCGCUUGGAGAAGCUUCAUGGAGACAUGUCCACUGCAGCUGGUCAGCUUGCGAGCGAGAAGGCGGUAUGGAAAUCAAGGGAAGACGAGUAUCGUGCAAAGAUUGAGGCUUUGGAGAACCAACAGCUCUUGGCUUCACGCGAACGUGCACAGCUCGUGGAUGAGGUGCGCAUUGUUCGUGCAUCUGCGAUCGAGAACGCCGAGGCGCGCAAUGCCGUGGACCAUGCGAGGUCAUCCAACCAAGAAUUGCAGGAGAUGAUGCACAAACUGCAAGCGCAACUCACGGAGCAGCAAGGUCUGACUGCACAGUACGAACGCCAGCUCUACGAUACCCAGGAAUCCGGUCGUGCUGAGGUCCAUCGCACUCGAAUGUCAUUCGAGACAGAGCUGGAGGCUGCCAACAAUCAAGUCAACCUGAUCCGAGCUGAUCUCGAGACUGCUCUCAGCAGGACUCGUGCCGAACUUGACAAUGCGAGGAUGGAGCUCGAUACCAUGAAAGACCGACAGGCACAUCUGAUGGAGCAGGCAGAAACGGAUAAGCGCGAGGCGCUGCGUAAGGUGAAUCACUCCAACAGUGUCGCUCUUGACGAGGCACGACACAAGUAUGAGUCUGGUAUUCAGGAGCUCACAUCUCAGCACUCGCGUGCUCUGCGACAUGCACUGGAAGACAAGGACCGCAUGGAGAUGGUACUGAACGAGCGACUGGGGCUCAUGCAUGAGAAGCUGCAACAUUACCAAGAAAGAUGCGGGCACCUGGAGGAGAGGCUUGAGAUUGCCAAAACCGCAGCCCAGCACGCUGCGAAGAAUGCACGAGCUUCCCGAGUGGUGUCACCUCCGGCACUGUUGUCGCCCGCUCCCGUGGGCCAGCCGGAGAAGAUCUCGCCGCAGGCUCUGCGCGAGUCUAUUCUUGUUCUCCAGGAGCAAUUGCAAGAGCGCGAAACACAGAUCGAGCGUCUGGAGGCAGAUGCUGAGGAUGGCGGACUAACUAGGAAGCAAAAGGAGGACGAAAUCGCGUUCCUCCGAGAACUGCUCGCCGUGCGCAACGAAGAGCUCAACGAGUUAAUCACUACCAUUCAGAAACCCAACUUUGAUCGCGCUCGCGUGCGCGACAUUGCGAUCCGGCUUCGUGCAAACCUGCAGAUGGAGCAAGAAGAGAAAGACCGCUUCGCACCACCCAGCUCACGCGCACAAAGUGUUGCUGGUCAGGCAUCAGCUCUAUUGAGUAGUCUCGCCACCCCCAAGGUUGCCCAGCAGCAGCUGACCAGUGCGUUCAGCAAGUGGCGAGCGAACAUGGAAAGCUCGGCGUUGAAGAACGCACCACGCUACGACGCGAACGGCCGACUCACUCCCUCCAAGGGCGCUGCUCCGUCUCGACCAGCACUUCCGACAGGUUAUCAGUCUGGACUGAUGACUCCUCCUGCGAGCAACCUGCGCAACUCUCCCGCACCAGAAGCUACCGAGAAGCUCUCACCUCCACGCUUGAUCAGCAGGCAUAGCUCUCACUCGAACCGACCCAGUUCGCGAGGCUCACACCAGAGCGCUGGCACCGAGCGAUCGCGCAGUCAUAGGUCACCCGCGCUGAGCCAACGAUCUUUGAAUCUUCGCCACGGCCCAGGUACAUCACAAGACGAUCUGCACAAUCCUCUCUUCCGUGAGCAGAGCUACGAUCAGGAUGCAGACGACAGCGCUCCUAUCGCAAUCGAGGAUGUAGCGGAGGGUUUCGAGGAGGACGAUAGCCUGGACGAUAUUCCCGAGAGCCAAGCGCCGCCGGGAUUUCGCACACUGCAGGACGAAAUGGGCGAGCCGACGCCGAUGAGUGAGAUCUCGGAGCCUCGGCAUGCGUGACCACGCCCGGGUGGACAUCGCAGAACAAUGACAGUCAUGGAAGCUGUCAGAGAGUUGAAGAGCAUGGUCAGCCAGGAGAGCAUGGCACCCAGCAGUGCGACGACUGCGACUCCGUGCACGAGCUUGCCCCCGUGGCUGUUCGAUGAAGAUGUGUAGUAGGAAGGUGAUUUUCCUUUGUCUAAAUGUUGUAUUGAUGCGUGUAAGAAAGGAACAAAAAUUGGGAAGUGGUCUUUCUCUUGGAUUGGAUCUAUGCAUUUGCCCGCGCAAGAUACCCCCGUGCGAUAUGAUACCCGCCACCGACCAGAUUGGAAUUCUGCUAUUUCUUCGAUGUGUUUUGACCAUAUAGUCCGUUUUUGAGGGGGGUAAAAUACGUAACUGGAGGGCAGGAUAUAUAGGUAUAUAGCGAUAGUUGACAUGUUAGCCUUAUCAC